Molecule: messenger RNA, 722 nt
Organism: Ceratina calcarata
Lineage: Eukaryota; Metazoa; Arthropoda; Insecta; Hymenoptera; Apidae
Exons: 3
Coding region: 277-708 (143 amino acids)
Source: RefSeq, a predicted model, not a curated record
AAAAUCAUACCAAUACGCUCAUAAAAAAAAAGUAUUAAUGUAAAUAAUAAGAUAGAGUUACGUUACACAAUAUUGAAUGAACCUGUGCCAGCAAGACAGUUCAAUUUAAAAACUAAUGUUGAAAAUAUUAAUGAGUUGGAACUUUGUUUUAAAGAAUUUCUUGAAUUUAACGUUUGUGACGAAUUAGUUAACUUAAAAGACGAACAUCUGGUGGACAAUGAAAUAUCGCAAAAAGAAUUACCCCUGAGGAAAAAGAAUUCAAAAAGAAGAAAAAAAAUGGAUUCAUUACUUCUAUGGAAAAAUAAAAAAAUCAUAUGGCAAAUAACAUUCCGGACGUACAAAAAACGAGAAAUAGUUUCAUGUGCAAGAAGAAAAAACAAGAAAGGUCAUAGGUAUAAUGAAGAUUGGCUAAUGUUAUGCCUACUUUUACACAUUCGGUCUCCCAAGCAGUACAGGAAUAUGCAAAAAAAUAAUAAUAAUUACAGAAUCCUACAGCUAGCCUUUCUUUGGCUAAAUAAUUGGGAGUCGAAUGUUUCGAAAAAAUUGAUUACCAAAGAUGAAUUUCUACCUAACAAUACCACGCAGGGUCUUCGUGUAACGAUUAAAUCCACAAUGGACAUUACAGAUUAUUUAAUAUCAAAAUACGAUUUUGAUUAUAUUUUAACUGGGAGAUUGAAUCAAGACUCACUAGAGGUGAGCACGUCAUAAAAUACAUAUUUGUA